Heterocephalus glaber (naked mole-rat) is the source of this 5234-nucleotide messenger RNA. Lineage: Eukaryota; Metazoa; Chordata; Mammalia; Rodentia; Bathyergidae. The record is from RefSeq and is a predicted model, not a curated record.
CCGGCCUCGCCCCGCGCCUCCCCUCCCCGGCCGGGUCUGACCCCCGGAUCUCCCCUCGCAGUCUCCUCUCUGUGCAGGGGGAAGUGUCCUUCUUGUGCUGUGACUUCAGGGUUCUUGCGGCCCAAGUUCCACCCCAGGGCCAAAUGUGCUCCCCCGGGGGCGGCUUCUCAUUCCCUCCCCUCCCUGUGAGCAGUGGGCAAAGGGGUCAGGAGAAAUAGACCCUUAAACAGAUGGCAAGUGGAGGAUUGUUGAGGGAUUGGCAGAAAUGGUGAGAGUGAAAGCAGCAACUAAGAAGGUAGCGCGGGAGCUGGGUGUAGAGAAAUUUAAAAAUCUGCGUCUCCAGAGAGAUGAGGAAUAGUGAGAUAAGGACAGGAACUGUAAAGGGGAGGCAGUUCGGCGAGCAGGAGGAGAGGAGAGAUUAUUUGCAGCCUUGGCAGACAGCAGCGAAGUGUUGGGACCAGAGCGGGUGACAGGUGGCAAGGGGAGCAGAGGAAGGAAGCCUAGGGGUGUGGCGUCCAGAGAGAGGGACGAGGGGGCUGCACCAGGCAGGGAGAGGAAGAGCAUUGAUGAGGGAAGAAAAAGGCAGAAAUAGAUGGAGAUUGGGGACAAUCAAACGGGCGAGGUGAAAGAGGAACUAGAGGUGAAAGGAGUUACAAGAAUGAGGCAGAAAAGGUGGAGGGGAAGGAACUUCGGGGAGAAAUAGCGGCAGAGAGCGAAACAGAAUGAGCAGAAAUUGUAGUAGAGGGGAGAAAAGGAAAGAAAAGAAGCUGGAGAGAGGUUAGAAUGAGAUGGUACAGAAUGAGGGAGAAAAAUGAGGAGUGGGCCCUGGGUCCAGACCAGUGGUGGUGGUUUGGAUAUGCAUCCUUCACUUGUGAUAUAUUGAUUUCUGUGUAACUCAAUGAAUUUAAAAUUUGUUUGAAUCAUACAGAUGAAGAGGAGACUUGUAGAACUCUUGCCUGUAAGGCAUGUGUAUUGUGCAGUUUUGGGAAUUAGAGGAUAGCUUCACUGUUCAGUAUGAAGGUGCUAAUUUGACUCAUUUCACUUGUGGGUUACCCUGUUUUCCUGGGGUGGAUUGUGGUUUGGGGAGUGUGUGAGAUAAAGGAAACCAGAGUGGUUUUCCUACUCGCACUUGAUAGUGAACACAGCACAGAGUACUUCACUUCUGGCCAUGAAAUUGUGUUAAUAUUUCUGUCGAUUGAGCAAGAACUUCUCCUUAAGACACCAACGUAGUGUUCUAUAAGUUAAUUUGUAUCUGGCUGUCUCUCCCUGGAGACAGCAUCUGAAGCCAGUUGGAUAUAGUACCAGGUUGGGACCUAAAUUGCUGUCUCACUGGGUGUAAAUAAGGGAUUCCUUGAUUCAGCUGCUUGGGUUUGUCAGAUAUUCUCACAGUAUUCAGAAAAACACUACUAAGGUUUGCCCAUUUAUUAAAAGGAUGCAGAUAAAUAGGUAGGUAGACCCUGUGUAAUCCUCAGCAUCUCAGGUUGAUAACUUUGUACUUCCUGGGGCUUAGCUCAAUAUUUCUGCUUAUAUUUAUUUAAAUCAAUUAAUUAGUACAUUAUUUAAUUAUUGCUGUUUUUUGUUAUGUGGUGCUGGGGAUUGAACAUAGGGCCUCAUGCAUGCUUGGCAAGUGCUCCACCACUGAACUACAUGCCCAGCCUUCUGCCUAUACCAUUUAUAAUAUAGAAGAUAAAAGAUUAUAUUUUCACUUAUAAAGAAAAACUACAUAGUUACUUUAGACAGGCAAGGAAACUAAUUGCAAAAUUCCUUUGAGGUGGAGAAAAGUUUGUCAGUUUCAGCCCAAUAUGCUCUGCUUCCGGAAGUCCCUCCCCGCCUUCAUCUCCUGCAGUAUCCUCCUCCCUGCUCACUCUGCUGUGGCCACACAGGCCUCUUGCCUUUUCCCAGGGACACUGUAGCUCCUGCCUCAGGACUUUCCUGGGUUCUAUCUCUGCUUAGAGACACUGGCCCAUCAGCUGCCCGUGGCAGACACCUUCUUUCCCAGGUCUUUGUUCUGUUAUCAGCAUCUCCAUGGAAACUUCUGUGAUCGCUCCACCUUCCAGACAUCCUAACCACAUCCUCACCUCCACCUCUGGUCCAUGUUCCCUGCUUUGCAAGUUUCUGAUCCUUCUCAGUCCACUGUCUGGAUCCUGGGGACAAUGAGGCUCCAAAGGGAGAGCUGAGCCAGAAGGGGGAGGUUUGGCCCCCAAAACUCAUGCUACCUACGGAAGGAGCUUGGAGGAGGAGGAAACAGGAAGAAAAGGAGUCAGGAAUGGCUCUUAGUCAGGAACACUUGACAUUCAGGGAUGUGGCAAUAGAGUUCUCUCAGGAGGAGUGGAAAUGCCUGAACCCUGCUCAGAGGACUUUAUACAGGGAUGUGAUGUUGGAGAACUACAGGAACCUGGUCUCCCUGGGAAUGUUUCUUCCUAACCUGAGUGUUAUUUCCACAUUGGAGCAAGGGAGAGAGCCCUGUACUAUGGAAAAUGAAAUGAAAAUAGCAAGAAAUUCAAAUGUGUGGGAAUGUAGCAAAGGACUGAAUACAGAUACCUCUCCUAAAUGUAUAAUUAAGGGAUCAUCACCAAAAGGGAAGAAAAGUACAGGAGAAAUAUUCAAAAGAGUGAUGUUGGAAAGACAUGAGAGGAGUGACAUUAAAGGCUUUUCAUUUAGGGAUGUUCAAAAAAAUAUACAUGGCUUUGAAUUUCAGUGGAAAGAUGAUGAAAGAAAUUACAAUGGACUGCUUGUGGCCCAGAAAAAAAGUCUCACUGGUAGAAGAGAUCAAGGUGGUAAAAGGGAUGCAGGAAACAAGCUUAUGAAAAAUUGGCUUGGAUUAAGCUUUCAGUCACAUUUGCCUGAACUGCAAACACUUCAAUCUGAAGGGAAAAUUGAUAGUAAUGAGGUUGAUAAGUCUAUCAACAGUGGUUCCUCAGUUUUACCACCUCACAGAAAUCCUUCUACUGUCAAAACACAUAUAUCUCAGGUAUAUGGAAAUAACUUUAUUUAUUCUUCAUUACUCAUACAAAGACAAAAAGCUCAUGUUAGGGAAAAACCUUACAAAUGUAAUGAGUGUGGCAAAGUCUUCAGUUACACCUCAUCUCUAGCACAUCAUCGGAGAAUACAUACAGGAGAGAAACUGUACAAAUGUAUCGAAUGUGGUAAGGCAUUUUUCAGACGUUCAUACCUUUUGGUACAUGAGAGACAUCACACUGGAGCAAAACCUUACAAAUGUAAUGAAUGUGGAAAAGUCUUCACUCAAAAUUCACACCUUACAAGUCAUCGGAGAAUUCAUACCGGGGAGAAGCCUUACAAAUGUAAUGAAUGUGGCAAAGCCUUCAGUGUUCGUUCAAACCUCACUAAUCAUCACGUUAUCCAUACUGGAGAAAAACCUUAUAAGUGUAAUGAAUGUGGCAAGGUCUUCAGUCAGACUUCAAGCCUUGCAAUUCACCGGAGAACUCACACUGGAGAGAAACCUUAUAGGUGUAAUGAAUGUGGCAAGGUCUUCAGUUCUCAUUCAAAUCUAAACACCCACCAGGUAAUUCAUACUGGAGAAAAACCCUAUAAAUGUUCUGAGUGUGGCAAGGUCUUCACUCAAAAUUCACAUCUUGCAAAUCACUGGAGAAUCCACACUGGAGAGAAACCUUACAAGUGUCAUGAGUGUGGCAAAGCCUUUAGUGUGUAUUCAAGCCUGACCACCCAUCAGGCAAUCCAUACUGGAGAGAAACCCUACAAAUGUGAUGAGUGUGGCAAGGUCUUCACCCAAAACUCACACCUUGCGAGUCACCGGAGGACUCAUACAGGAGAGAAACCAUACAAGUGUGAUAAGUGUGGCAAGGCCUUUAGUGUGCGUUCAAGCCUGACCACCCACCAGGCAAUUCAUACUGGAGAAAAACCUUACACGUGUAAAGACUGUGGCAAGGUCUUUAGUCGAAGUUCUAACCUUGUAAGUCACCGGAGAAUUCAUGCUGGGCAGAAACCUUACACGUGAAUGUAGCAAGGUCUUUAGUCACAACUUCUUGCAUAAUAACACAGACUUCAUUUUUAAGAGAAUCUUUAUAAAUGCAAUGACUGUUGAGCCAUUCAUCAAUAAUUAAAACAUUAGUAGAUGUCAGAGUCCAUGCUAAAAAGAAAUCUUGUAAACAGCAGAGGCUUUAAUCCAAGCCUCACACUAGUCAUCAAAAUACACAUUUUUGAUGAAACCAUACAAAUGGAAGGCACUUAUGUAGUAAGGCUGUUACCGAAUGAUCAUAACUGUAGGUGAGGAUUUAUGCCAAGAACAACUCAGGCUCUAGCUCUCUACUACUAUAUUACAUUCUGCAGAAUAUUUCCAAAUAAAAAUAUGUGAAAACUCAUGACCUGAAAUACAUGAAAGGUACAAGGACGUUCAGAAAUACUUAUCUUCAGGUUAUAAAGUAUUUUAUUCACUUGAGGUUUCUUGAGUUUGCUUUGCUAUUUAUGACUUUGAACCUGAACUUUAAAAUUUCUUAAUAUUCUGCCUUACAGGCUCUUUGGUGUGGUCUUUGAGAAAAAACCAAUAGGAUAAAGGGGCUUACCUUCAUUAGGGUCAUUUCUGUGUAAUACUUGAGGAGUCUGCCUUUUGAAAUUAAAUAUUGUUAAUUUAGAGGAGCACCAGAGAAUAAGGUAAAACUAUGACAAAUCAUCACGUUUAUUUGUGUACAUUGUGCCCUUAAAAGAGCACCAUAGGGGCCGGGGAUUUAGCUUAGUGGUUCCACUGCUUGCCUCACAAGUGCAAGGUCCCAAGUUCUAUCCCCAGUACCAAAAAAAAGCACCAUGGUUGAAGGCAUAAACAUUCUGUCAAUUGUGCAGUAUAGCAAGCCAGGAAAUUGGACACUGAGGGGUUUAGGGGCUAAGAGUGAUAGGCUAUAGGGACUGACUGUGGAAGAAAAUGCAAGAGAAAUGAUGACCACUUUCUAUGUUGAGUGAUAGUAAAGGUCAGAGCAAAUCAUUAAUGAAGUCACUUGAAAUUGAAGAAAGAUCAAUUAUUAUACUGUAGAAUGUAAUUGAAAGAACCAGAAUAGAGUCUGGGUAGAGUGUAGCUCAGUGGUUGAGCACUUGUCCAGCAUGCACAAGGCCCUGGGCUCAAUCCUCAGUACCACAAAGAUAAAUAAUUUUAAAAGCAUUUUCUUGAUCAUUACAUUUAACUGCUGGUGCUACAGCUUGCUGUUGCUUUAUUCAGAAUAUAUUAUUGGUCUAAUGUUUUAAUAAAAUUUACUUUUACUAUGAAA